Stegostoma tigrinum is the source of this 3794-nucleotide messenger RNA. RefSeq names its product gsg1-like (gene gsg1l). Lineage: Eukaryota; Metazoa; Chordata; Chondrichthyes; Orectolobiformes; Stegostomatidae. The record is from RefSeq and is a predicted model, not a curated record. The transcript is spliced from 5 exons. The coding region runs from base 274 to 1185 and encodes 303 amino acids. Gene Ontology annotation, cellular component: plasma membrane.
GCAUAUGAAUUCUCAGUGAAUCUUUUCCACUGGCAGGCAGGAGAGCAGGUGAUUGACUGUCAGAGGGAGGCAGCGGUAUUUCUACACAAUGUGGUUUCCAGUGGAAAAUGCUGGCGUGUCCCCUCUCUCCUCCAGGCUGGAAAGAGAACAGCCUUUCUCCCUUCAGUGUGGGACAGGAAGCAGGCAGCUCAGGAAGGCUUGAAAGGGCAGAGGACCAGAGUGAAUUUGCCCUGCUCCCUACUUCAGACAGGCUAAAGAGAGCGGGAGACAGUGAUGAAAACCAGCAGAAAGUGCCGGGCGCUGCUAGCAGUCUCUUUAAACCUAGUGGCGCUGCUUUUCGCCACCACCGCCUUCAUUACCACGUACUGGUGCGAGGGCACUCAGAAAGUGCCCAAACCCAAUUGCAACAAGGAGACCAAAUCCAACUGCAUCAACUUGAAUCGCACCGGAGCCGUGAACAGUUCCAAACCCGACCAGGUUCACUACAGCUGGGACACGGGCGAUGAUCGUUUUGUCUUCCGUUAUUUCCACACCGGCAUAUGGUACUCCUGUGAAGAAAACGUCAGUGGUAUCGGUGAAAAGUGUCGGAAUUUUAUUGAUCUGGCUCCUGCCUCCGAGAGAAGUGUUCUUUGGUUGUCGGUCAUCUCUGAAGUUUUAUAUAUCGUGCUUUUAGUUGUUGGCUUCAGCCUGAUGUGUCUUGAGCUCCUUCACUCAAGUAAUGUGAUAGAUGGCCUCAAACUGAAUGCAUUUGCCGCUGUCUUCACUGUUCUUUCAGGGCUGCUCGGAAUGGUGGCUCAUGUGAUGUAUACUCAGGUGUUCCAGGUGACAGUCAGUCUUGGACCAGAGGACUGGAGACCACACUCCUGGGACUACGGCUGGUCGUUCUGUCUCGCAUGGGGAUCAUUUACUUGUUGCAUGGCAGCCUCUGUCACCACACUGAACUCAUACACGAGGACAGUCAUCGAGUUUCGACACAAAAGGAAACUGUUCGAGCAAAGCCUCAGAGAAGAGCAGAUGUUCAUUGAUCGGGAGGCUAUCAACUAUUUUAGAGAACGAUCGAUUCAAUCCAUAUCCAGUUCAGUCGAAGUCUUUGCAGAUCCUGCCACGAGCACAGCUAAAUCACUUGUGCCAGAUCCAUUGGACUUGAGUGAAAUCCCAGAAGUGUUAGGAGAGGACCAAUGUUAAAGCGGUUUUUAUUGUCUUCCAUGCAACUCUGAUGCCUGGGAGGCGUUCACUGUAAACACUAAUUCACAUGUACACUGAAUAAGCAGCAAGAUUAGACUGAACUGUCCCUUUUGUCAGUGUACAUCACCCAUGUCAAUGUUUAAACUAUUCGAUCACUGGCAAACCAUACGACAAUGUCAUUGUGGAUAAUGCUUAGACCUGUCAACAAUUUUUUUUUACAAUUUUAAGAGGGAUAUGUUAUUCUAAUGUGAAAUUUAUUUACACCGCUCACCACAAAACCUCUUGAUGUAAAUGCCAAAAUCCAUCAUUCCUAUAAUGCACACCAGAAUUUUUAUUGUUCAUUCAGAAGUAACUAUACAACCUUCUAAAUUCCUUUUGUUGAUUUGCUGACUGAUUUGGAAGCACAGAAUUUGGUUUUAUAUUCUGAAUAAUUGACGAUAAUAGUGUACCUUCUAUUUUUUGUGCAAAAUAAUUAUUCUAGUUGCUUAACCAACCUUUGUAUUUGAUUCAUCUUUUUAGUCAAAUUCCUGAAGAAUAUUGUUCCCAGGUUACACUUCAACACUGAGAUUGUUGUUUUAUAGCAUUUGCCUUAGGACAGAAUGGCCAUGCACAAUUGUCGUAGGAAGUAAGAAGGGUCCAUAAACCUGGGAAAAUAAAAACCAAAAACACCAACUUCUGGAAAGAAGUAGCCAGAAUACUGUUGGAGGAAUAGGCACCCUUUGGUAAUGUGAGCACAAAUCCAUUAGUAGCUUAAUUAUUUCAGCAAAUAAUUAAAGUAACUGGCUUCAUCAAUGAAGAGAGACCAAUAGAUGUCACUCUAUUGAAAUCAGCAAAAAAAAAGCAGAAAAGUGGAUUUGGUCUGUGUCACACUGACAUAAAAUCAGUCAUAGAAUCUGCCCAGUGUGGAAACAAGCCAGUUGGCCCAUUCCGAAGAGUUUCCCAUCCAGAUAUACCCCAUGCUUGUAAUUGUACAUUCCCCAUGGCUAAUCCACAUAGCCUAUGCACUAUGGACAGUUCAGCAUGGCCAAGCCACCUAACCUGCACAUCUUUGGACUGUGGGAGGAAAUAGGAGCACCCAGAGGCGACACAGAUAGUCGCCCGAGGAUGGAAUUGAACCCAGGUCCCUGUGAUGCAGCAAUGCUCACCACUGUGCCAUUCUUUUACAUCUGGAUCACUCCAUUUUGACUUUGCUGUCAUCUUCAAGGUCUUUCAUCAUGCACAGGUUUAUUUUCCAUAAAAGUGCUUUGAAGGCUGUGCAGAAAUGCUACCAGAGAUAGUUAACGCCACAGUGAGUUAGACUAAGAUUUUAAAACCAUAGUUAGAUUUAUUGGGACAUGAAAUGAAAGCCUAAUUUCUGCCGGCCCAAAUCCACUGGAUAAAAAUAUUCAUCAUUCUAAUUAAAUCUAGAAAGCCAAUAGUCCCUCAGAAAAGACACACCAAUGUUCAGUGUUGAGAAAGUUUAAGUCACAGCAGUAAAUAAUGGCCUGACGGGGACUGGGGGAGAUAAUAGGAAUUCUAGUCUGAUUUUAGCCAACGACUUUGACCUCAAAAAGUAUGACAUCAAAUUGGAGUGUGUACUCAACAAAAAUGCUAUUUUGUUUUACAUCUUAAUUUCUCAGCUUAAUAAAUAUAUAAAAAAUAAUUACCAUUUUAAACAUACAUAUGCAACUUCAUUCUGAUGGUCAGUCACUGGGGUCGAGGUGUUAACUCUGUUUUCUGUUCACCGAUGCUGCCAGACCUGCUGAAUUUCUGCAGCAAUUUCUGCUUUUGUAACUCUAUAGCUUUCACAAAUGCAUAUGGAGCAUUUGAACAUGAGAUUAUAUGGUGGGACUGUGAUAAAAUAGCUGAACCUGUUGAGGAUCUGCCAACAUCCAUGAUUACUCCCCACAACAAACUGCAACGCACAGAAUUGCCUGCGGGGCAGGUGAGUCUGCAAUUUAAAAAUGUAAACAGCCUAUUAGCCGCUUCUUAGACACAGGAGUCUCUAUGUAACAUAUGUGCAUGUAAGAAAAUAGGACAGUCAAUAAAUUAGUGUUUUCCAGAAUACCUAUUGCGAGACUCUUCAAAAAUUAGCUGCUGCAGUAUUGACGUUCCCUCUCUGCAAAGGUAGAAAUCAUUCCUAAUAGUUAGCAAACCACAAAAGGUAGAGAUAUCUCUAGACAGCGUCACAAAAAUAGCACUUGCUGUAGUUUAGUCACUAUAUUCCUGAACUAACACAAGGUGCCCUGCACACCCACUUAUCCCUAAGUGUUUAGAAAGGAUCUUGAGUGGGAGAUGGACAGAGAGAUCAUCCUUACAUUUUAUGGACUAUUUUCAUUUGAUAGAAGAAUUCACACAGGUGGUCGGUACGAAAGUAAACUACAUGCCACCAAAAAGAGGUGGACCUGGGGGCACAGGACAAAACCAUCCUCAAGAAGAAAAACUAAAGAAAGUGACUGCAGUCAGCAAAUGAUGAAAAACUGUUACCCCCAUCAGCUCAAUCCACAUUGACUGGCUGUAUCCAUUUGUACAUUCUCCGGAAGCAUUAAACAGUCUGCAUACCUUUUCUCUCUAAUUAAUUAAUGCACCAUAUAUAAAUUCUUGCUUCUUAAUAAACCAGUGUCAAAUUA